CUUGGAGGUUAAGAAAAAAUAUUUGGAAAGGGGGAUGAAAAAAAAUAAAAAAAUACGUCAAGCUCUUAGACAGUCGGGAGGAAAAAUAUACCUGAAUAGAUUUGGAAACACACACACGGGAAAGCGUUUGGUGAUAUUAGCGUGUGGGACUGUGUUCUACACAGCGUUGAAAGUCUUGCAUCGCAUUCAGUUUUAACUUGAUCUGUUAUAAGAUCAUUGUUUUGGUUGCAUGUCGCGAUGUUCUUUUAACACAAAUCAUCACAUCACGUGACUGUUUUUUUGGAUAAUUACUCUGAGAUCUAUGAUCUAUUGCUAAUCAACAUGACCAGGCUCGAGCCGCUGUGAGUGACUUGACAGUAGUGUGUGUGUGUUCCUCUCUCUCUCUCCCAGGAGGAUUCAUUCGUGGCGGAGGAUGCUAGUAUCGGAGAAGAUUGUGUGUCUCAAGAACUGACCAAUGAGAUAAAUUGAUCCCUUUCUCUGCUGCCUCCCUAUUCCACACACCACAGUUGAGUUUGUCCUAGUUCCACACCUAAGCCCCCCACCCCUCACAAUGUGUUUUCUCGUGGAUGACGACGAGGACGGGCAGGGAGCUUCUUCGGGCUCCCCAAAGCUUCAGCUGAAGAGGCACCACACCUGGCUGGUCCCCCAGCGCGUCCUGAUGAUCGUCUUGACUCUGGCCAUCAUCUUCCUAUGCAUUGGUCUGGUUCUGAUGGCGAUAGGAGGAGGCAUUGGCAGCAUCGCGCUUAAAGUCAUUGGCGGAGUCCUGUUUGGAUUUGGAGUUAUUGGUCUGCUGGUCUGUCUGACAGUCUGUCUCUACGCUUACUUUUGUUACGGGACUAGAGACCAGGAAAUACAAACGGAGUUAGCGUGGAAUGAAGACUAUCUCAUAGAGACUCCUGGUUAUGCAAGCAUUGGUAGGCCAUCCGCUUUGAAAUCUGCAGACUCCACGUUGAAGAGGAAUGGAACCGCUGGUCAAAAGAAAGUCACUAUGGCCCCAGAAGUAGGACCAUAUGGAGAAAGCCCACCCAAUAUCCAACAACCUGGAGUUAUCAUUACAGACCGACAGCCGCCCAGGAGUCCAUCUUUUGUAGCAGGAGGAGUCUAUAACGAUGGAAGCAAGAUUGACCCUCGGGGUGCUGGUGGACGAAGCGUGGGAGGAGCUGACGUUGGAACAGGGGGUAUCAGGAUACUCCCCGCCGACCAGCCCUUCCCGUCCCCAGCUGCAAGCCAAGUCAGCUACAUCUCUGGUGGUCAAGUCUACUCUGGGUCGGGGGUGGGGCAGCAAAUGGGGUAUGGAGCAUCUCAAGGAAGUUUUGUAUACGGGGGUGGCAGCUCAGCAAGUAGCUCAAUCGACACCUAUGCGUAUCCCAAGAGCGUCUCUAUUAUUAGUGGCACGGAGUCGGGUUAUGCCGACUCGGGUACAGGGUCCCAGUAUUCCACAUUAAGAUCCAUACCUGUCCAGCAUGUAGUCAGUGGGCCUCAGCAGCAUAGGCAGCAGACUCAAGGGCUUCAGCAAGAUCACGUUGAGUACGCCCGCGUCAACAAACAGACCAAAAACAUUCAGGUGAUUGACGCACCACUCCAGCGAGGCUACAUCAUCCAAGGUCAAGGUCAGCAGGGCGGUUUCACUCAAGGCCAGGCACAGCAGGGCGGCUUCACUCAGGUCCAUAGUCAACAGGGCGGUUUCAGUCAAGGACAGAGUGGCUUCUCACAAGGUCAAGGUGUCAUAUAUCAAGGCCAGGGUCAACAGAGUAGCUUCAGCCAAGGCCAGAGUAGCUUCGUUCAAGGUCAGGGUCAGUCUGGUCAGUUCCAGCAGACCUACAACAUGGAGGACUUUGAUUACGACAACCCAGUUGAGCGCACACCUAUGCUCCCUCCAAAACAGAGUCCCACCUACCAUGAACAGCAGAUGCAAUAUCAACGGCAACAGCAUGGUUCCACGUCCUCUCAGUCAGAUCUCUACGCACCACGCCAGCUCAACACCAUGUCCCUGCAACGCCAAAAAGCCAGCAACCCAUACAGCGUGCAACAGCAGCAGCAGCAGCAACAAAAUCAAAUGCAAUACCAGACAUCUCAAACAUCAUCCACCUCACGCCACUUCACUUCUGACGACGAUAUCCCUGAGCCGCAGCCUUUGGUGUAUCCCUCCGCCCGUCGUCCAAUGACAUUUGAGCAAGUGUCUUCGUCCAAGAUGAGCGUCUAUGACAACGUACUAGCUGGCCUGAAAGACAUAGAUGAUUAAACUUCUUCUAAGAAUAGUUGACACUUUACACAAUUUUGAUUACCAGACAUCGUUAAAAAUUAUAAUUUUAAAUUGUAACAAAAUAUUUUAAAUAAUCAUUAGUAGAAAUAGUUUAAAUUUAAAUUUUACACAUUGUUUAUAUCAAGGUAUAUAUUUAAUAUAGAAUUUAAUAUUUAUAAUGAUAAUGUAUAUAUCAAAGUCUAGUUCAAAAGUGUCGAAAUUUAAUUCUGAUUAUUUAGGUGGGGGAAUCAGUAACAGCUCAUCGUUGAUUUGAAACUAAUUCUUAAAUACAUAAUAUAUUUUUUCAAAGCCUGCAUAAAUCUUCCUGAGAUGAGUUUGAUUGAUGUUAUGUUAUCUCUAUGCCAUAGUGCUUUUUUUUGCAUAGUAAGCUUUUGAAGUAUACAUUUGUUGUUGAACGAAAGUGUCACAUGAUGGUAUUUUCUUAUGUCUGAUCUUUGUGGUUGAAACAUAAAUGGAUGUGAUAUUUGGUACAUGUAGUCAGAUGUAAAUAUGAACAUUACAUACAUAUAUCACUAGAGAUUUUAUUUGAAGUGAAAGGAUCUUGUUGUCAAUUAGAACCCUACUGUUGUGUAAUUGUGGCUAAUGAUGUCAUGAGGCCACAAAGAGGUAAAUCACCCUCAUUGAUGAAUGUCAGAGGCCUGUGUGAUAUGGGUGGUCUAAUGGAUGCCCUCAAAUUGUAAUCUAUAUCAAGAUUCAAACUCGAAAUCCUUGUUUCGGCUGCCCUAAUUCUGACCAGUCCUUUAGUGCAAACAACUAUUCUCAAAGUGAUAAUUUUUAAUCUUUAUAAAAGGGAAGUCAAAAGACUCAGAAAGACACAUAGGUAAAGGCACAUUUUAUAUUCCAUAGAUUGGACAAAUUCAUAUAAAUGCCCUUUCUCUCCUAGUGCCUAAGUUGAGUUUAAGUCUGUAAUUAACAUGUAAAUGGAUUACCUUAAUGACCAGAUUUUUUGGACUUGACAAGUUAAAAGGAUGAAGAACUGAAAUGGUACAUUUUUUGAAAUUCAUCGAAAAAUUUUUAGCCUAAUGACAAAGCUCAUUUGCUUUAAAUUAUACAUGUUUUGCGUUUUGUUGCUUAGAUGAAAUGGCAAUAUAUAUAUUCACGCCAUCAUUUCAUUCACGACAUCUGUGUUCACAUCAGCCAUCUUCUAAACGACAGCAACCUAUUUCAGAAUACUGCUAUUGUUAGAGCCCAUUCAAAUCUAAUUACAUACAGCGAAAUUCACAUCUAAGUUUUGUAUUUCAUCAUUAAAAAAAUAAGAACACUAAACAAAACACUAUAUGUAUAUCUGCUUAUUUGAUUGCAUUGUCAAUGAAUUAAUUUUGGUGCUACACUAUAUCAUUUCUAUAUUCCUAUAUAAAUAUAAAUUAACUGACCUCUGACCUGUGUGAUUCUUCUGUUUCACUCUAGAAAUGUAAUCACGUCUGCCGGUAUUAAAUGUACAUUACGUUGUAAAAACUUGAUAUUAUACACACCAUAAUUGUACGAAAACAAAAAUUAUGAGGGUUUUAUAAUAUGCCUACAUUUUUUACUCUGAUAUUUGUUAUCGCAUGCAUUUUCGGUCCAAAGGCUUCUGUAAUCCUGGUGGCUAUGUUUGUAUCAUAUAGACAUGUAUAUAGGUUGUGAUCUCUGAGGAUAUAUUUUUAAAGAACAGGAAUUAAACUGUUAUCCAGUAGAAAGAAUCUCAAAAACGUAUUUAUACUUUCAAUGUUUGAUGUUUUCAUGUAUGCUGAACAUAGUGGCAACUGUCGUGAGAACCCUUGUUAUACUGUCACAAAGGGCCGGAGCUAAGAUUAUGCAGAUUUAAUGGGUCUUCGGCAAACUCAAAAAUAUUUUUUUUAUUAAGUGCAUGAUAAUUUACUAGAACGCUGUAGAAUCAUUUUUUUGACAAACAUUAAUGCCUAUAGAUAUCUAUGGCCUCCUAUGUUCGCUACGCGACUAGGGAUAAUUCCAUAGAAAUAAGAUGAAAGCCUGGGCAUCAACUAGGGUCGAAAAAAUGUCGCGCACACAGCAUUCCCUCUCUCUACACGCAGUUGAUGUGUCCAGAGGAACGGCUGGUGCUUAAUGCAGUUUGGGAACAGCGGUGUGACAGGUUCUGAUAGUGCGAGGUAUACUUAUUUAUAUAUUUUUCGUGCAUUUCAAUUAAAGCGUUCGCAAAAAAAAUAUAUAAAAAUCCUGCAAACGGCCUUCACUUACUUAUAUCCGGCCCUGUUUUAAAAAUAAAUUAUGAGAAGUUUUAAUUAUAAUUGUUAUAACCCUGUUCUGCAAACCUUGCAGCAUAUUCAACAAUACCUUGCUUAGUUGUUUUUUUCUUUUUUGACAAAAAAAUGUAUUUUUAUAUUCUUUGAAAACCUUUCACUAUCAGUUUGUUAUUUAUUUAAACAUUGUAUUUUUUUUUCAAAUAGAAAUAUUGGUUUAAAGACUAGUAGAUGCCAUAUACAUUUUUAACAUUUUAUAUUUUGGUGGGUUGGGGAGGGGGGGGGGCUUGUAAUUGUGCUAUAUUUUAAAGUUAGCCCUUCACUGUACAGUCUUUGUGAUGGAAAUUAAUUAUUUCUAAAUGUAUAUCUUUUGUAAAUACAUUGCUUUCUUUUUAUGUACAUGAAUCUUAAAUUUAGUACGGGAAAUUCCCGUUCGUUGUUUCAUAGAGAACAGUACUUACUUUUUGACACUAGUUCUUUCUAAUUAUAGUAACUGCUGAUACUGAAUAGUUGUAUAUGUGUCAGUAUGGUAAUGAGCAUUUUUAUUUGUACUUUUUAAAUUUUUAGAAAUAUGAAAUGAAAAGAAGUAGAAUUAAGUUAAAU
Biomphalaria glabrata is the source of this 5061-nucleotide messenger RNA. Its product is annotated as ataxin-2 homolog. The coding region runs from base 551 to 2242 and encodes 563 amino acids. The transcript is spliced from 4 exons. NCBI's taxonomy places the organism in Eukaryota, Metazoa, Mollusca, Gastropoda, Planorbidae. The record is from RefSeq and is a predicted model, not a curated record.